AUGGAUCCUACUGAAUAUUGCGAGUUUGUGGGUUGCUUAGUUUAUCUUACCGUGACUUGGCCAGACAUUGCCUAUGUUGUUCCUAUUGGGUACCUUCUGGACCAGUUCAAGUAUGCUACUGAUAUUAUCCACCGAGCUCGUCUCACUGAUUACAAAAUCGUUGAUACUCCUCUUGAGCUCCAUGCCAAGUUCUCUCCUUCUGAUGGUGUUCCUCUAGAGGAUCCUACUGAAUAUCGCGAGUUGUGUCUUCUGCUCUCUUCCACAUCUAGUUUGACUUUUCAAGCUUACGCUGAUGCUGAUUGGGCAGGCGAUAUUAGUGAUCGCAAAUCAACCUCUGGCUUUUGUAUUUUUCUAGGUGAUUCCCUAAUCUCCUGGAAAAGCAAAAAGCAAUCUGUUGUUGCUCGAUCCACUGUUGGAGCUGAAUAUCGCACUAUGGCUCAUGCUACCUCAGAAAUAGUUUGGCUUCGUUAG
This is a messenger RNA of Rhododendron vialii, 471 nucleotides long. RefSeq lists its product as uncharacterized. The transcript is spliced from 3 exons. The coding region runs from base 1 to 471 and encodes 156 amino acids. NCBI's taxonomy places the organism in Eukaryota, Viridiplantae, Streptophyta, Magnoliopsida, Ericales, Ericaceae. The record is from RefSeq and is a predicted model, not a curated record.